CCUUCUGCUUCGAGUCCUACUGCUCUCUGCAUCCUGGGUUGGACUUCCAGCUACCUAUAGCCACCAAAGAGUAUGUCUGUUGACAUGUCCCCAGGAAUUAGGCCAUGUGGACAAAUUAAAAAGAAAGUAGAAAAUCCAGGGUUAGCUUUGGGAAGGCUCUGAAUUUCUCUCUGCAAUGACUUCUGGAGACAACGGGGGUGGACAUGUAAGAUCCAAACAGGUGUAAGUGCUUUAAAGCAAUUCCCUGAGGCAAAAGAGUAUGAAGUGGUUUAUCCCAUAAGACUUCAUCCACUCUGGAAAAGAGACGUCGAAAAGCCAGAGCCAAAGGAAACAUUUGAAACAGAAUUAAAGUAUGAAAUGACAGUUAAUGGAAAAAUUGCAGUGCUUUAUUUGAAGAAGAACAAGAAUCUCCCUGCACCAGGCUACACAGAAACAUCUUAUAAUGCCACAGGAAAGGAGGUCACGUCAAGUCCUCAAAUCAUGGAUGACUGUUACUAUCAAGGACACAUCCUUAAUGAGACAGAGUCUGACGCCAGCAUCAGCACGUGUAGGGGUCUAAAGGGCUACUUCAGCCUGGGAGACCGAAGGUACUUCAUUGAACCUUUAAACCCCACAAAUCAGGACGAACAGGAGCACGCACUCUUCAAGUACGAUGCUGAGGAAGACAAGGUCAACGGCUCCUGUGGCAUGGAUGAUGUGUUAUGGCCACCGGGAUUGCAGCAGAAUGUGAGCCUGCCCAACACCAGGCUGGUUAAGUUGAAUGACCAGAACUUUCAGGAACAUAAGAAAUACAUAGAAUAUUAUGUGGUCCUGGAUAAUGGUGAGUUUAAGAAGUACAAUGAGAAUCUGGAUGAAAUAAGGAAGAGGGUAUUUGAGAUGGCCAAUCACAUCAACAUGCUUUAUAAAAAGCUCAAUGUUCAUGUGGCCUUAGUUGGGAUAGAAAUCUGGACGGACAAGGAUAAAAUAGAGAUAACCCCAAAUGCAACCCUCACCUUGGACAACUUUUCUAAAUGGAGGGGGAGAAGCCUACUCAGAAGAAAGCGCCAUGAUCUUGCGCAGUUAAUCACCUCAACAGACUUGUCUGGAGCCAUGGUGGGUCUUGCCUUCAUGUCCUCGACCUGCUCUCCUUAUCAUUCUGUUGGCAUCGUUCAGGACCACAGUAGCAAUCUUCAUAGAGUCGCGGGGACAAUGGCCCAUGAAAUGGGCCACAACCUCGGGAUGAUCCAUGACUCCUAUGGUUGCAAGUGCCCCUCCACAGUAUGUGUGAUGGAGCAGAGAGUAAGCUUCUAUAUACCCACAGACUUCAGUUCCUGCAGCCGUGUCAACUAUCACAAGUUCCUUGAAGAUAAAUUACCAAAUUGCCUCUUUAAUACCCCGUUGCCUGCCGAUAUCAUAUCCACCCCGAUCUGUGGGAACCAGUUGAUAGAAGCGGGAGAGGACUGUGAUUGUGGGACCCCCGAGGAAUGUACCAACAUUUGCUGUGAUGCUGAAACAUGUAAAACCAAAGCAGGCUUUCAGUGUUCAUCAGGAGAAUGCUGUGGAAAAUGCCAACUUAAAAAGGCUGGGACUGUGUGCAGACCUGCAAACAAUGAGUGCGACCUGCCUGAGAUGUGCGAUGGUAAAUCCAGUCGCUGCUCCAGUGACAGAUUCCGCGUCAAUGGCUUCCCUUGCCAAAAUGGGCGGGGCUACUGCUUGAAUGGGCGGUGCCCCACGCUGCAGCAGCAGUGCACCCAGAUGUGGGGCCCAGGCACCAAGGCUGCAGAUGAGUCUUGUUACCACAAGAACGAAGCUGGGUCCAAGUAUGGAUACUGUCACAUAGAGAACGACACCCGCGUUCCCUGUAAAGCAAAAGACGUCAUGUGUGGCAAGUUGUUCUGUCAAGGCGGGUCAGGUGUUUUGCCCUGGAAAGGAUUUAUAAUCUCUUUCGGGACAUGUAAGCUAUUUAAUCCUGAAGACACAAGUCAAGGAAUAGACAUGGUAGCCAAUGGAACCAAGUGUGGGAAGAAUAAGGUGUGCAUUAAUGCAGAAUGUGUGGAUGUGGAGAGGGCCUACAAGUCCACCAAUUGCUCCUCCAAGUGCAAAGGACAUGCGGUGUGUGACCACGAGCUCCAGUGUCAGUGUGAAGAAGGAUGGGCCCCUCCCGACUGCGACGACUCCUCCACAGUCUUCUAUUUCUCCAUUGUGGUGGGAGUGCUGUUCCCAGUGGCAGUGAUAUUUGUGGUGGUUGCCAUAGCAAUCCGGCACCAAAGUGCCAGAAGAAAGGAGAAGAAAGUCCAGAGGCCACUCUCUCCCCCUGACACGGGGCUAUACAUGCAGAAGAGUAAACCUCAGAUGGUGAAGGCCAUUCAACCCCAAGAGGAUGGAAAGUCCAAGAUGGAGAUGCUGGCAGAUUUGGUACCUGGCAAGAGUCUACUUCCUGACUCGGAGACAGCUGCCUUCUCACUGUCCUCACAUGGACUCAAAUCCAAAAGUGUGAAGCAACAGCUAAGCAAGAAUCAAUGGACCCAUAAUGAAAUGGGAAGUCUUGAAAAUCUGGAGGACAGAGAAAUACACUUACUUUCUCACUAUGUGCCCCUUACACUCGAGGAAGUUAAAGUUUCCUGACUCCUGAUAUACCUUUGAAGAGAUUAAGUAAAAUUUCUCAAGAAAGCCUUCAUCCUGAGAACACAUGUAUCAAUUGCAAAAAUUUUAUAUAUAGUCACGGAAAGGAAGAUGCUUUUAAAGAAAUAUGCAUGAACUUUAAGUAUCUAGUUGAUUUUUUUUCCUAGAAAUCUUCUCUUUUUACUAUUAUGCUAACUAGCUGCUUGAGUGUUCUUUAAACACCUUAAUUUGCUCCUUUGAUGGUAAUUAAUGCAUCCUUUACUGAAAACAAACAAAAAUCACAGGGGACUGGAAGGGAAGGGAAAAAUGCACAUUCAUUAUGAAAUGAAUUGUGACUUCUCGAUUGUUUUAAUAGUUAACUUGUCAAAUUAAAACCCUCAGUUAAGGUGAAAAUUCUGCAAAUGUCGUCUCUUCAAUGUGAUGUGUCUCCUGCCUACAUUAUUUUCUGAAAUAUUUAUUAACUGUGUCAUUUGAGAUUUUCUAGAGUUGAGUAAAACCUUCCUAAUUAAGAAAAACUGCCAUUGAUAUUUGUAUAAUUUGGUUACUAACAUGGUAAAACUGAACUUUACUUUCUAAAUAGAGAAAGUUUCAGUCAAAUAAACCAGUAGCAUAAACCAGUGUUUACAAACUAGUGACCUGCAAACUAUGUUUGGACUACAGAUGUCUUUUAUUUGGCCUGAAAGAUGUUGACCACACAGUGUUUUAAAAUGUUUUGAAUUUAUUACCAACAUUUUAAAAAGUGGGAGACCUUAUGUAAACAUUAAAAUUCCAAGUUUUUAAAAAGUAAUCAGUUAGUGAAUGCUGGAAUCCCAUGGCCCCGAACAGCUAUAGCUUAGUGGACAGAUGGUGGAGCAAAUAUCCCUGGUUGAAUGGUUAAUAUCUCCCCUUCUUUGCUUUCAGAACCCCAAUUUUAACCACCAUUCAUUUUUAGGUAAGAUGAUCCUAAUCAUCCCUGGAUAAGUUCUUGUCACUUUAACUCAGUUGAAAUGAUCCUAAUUUGCAUGCCAGUGGUUGAUCUGGAGGGGGACAUUCAACUCUCCCUUUUCCCCCGGUGAUAUGAUAGAGGAGGUGUGUGGGGGAUUUCUGGGAACCGUGUCCUCAUUUUCUCUUUGGGAUGGUGGCAUCUGCUACUGCUGCAGCUGGCCUGUGAUUGUGAAGACAAGAUGAUAUGCUGAAGAAGAUGGAAAGAAAGAUUCAAAGAAGAAAACCUGGUC
Sciurus carolinensis (gray squirrel) is the source of this 3815-nucleotide messenger RNA. It is a transcript of the gene Adam28, whose product is annotated as ADAM metallopeptidase domain 28. Gene Ontology annotation, molecular function: metalloendopeptidase activity. Lineage: Eukaryota; Metazoa; Chordata; Mammalia; Rodentia; Sciuridae. The record is from RefSeq and is a predicted model, not a curated record. Gene Ontology annotation, biological process: proteolysis. The transcript has 22 exons. The coding region runs from base 358 to 2604 and encodes 748 amino acids. Gene Ontology annotation, cellular component: plasma membrane.